AUGGGCUCGACGACGGAAACACAGCAGAACCCAGCGCCUGUCGAGGUGCAGGACGGGGAGAGGCAGCACGUCGACGCCGCGAUGGCGAAGAGGAUUCUGUGGAAGAUUGAUCGGACGAUUAUUCCGCUUCUCUUCGUCACGUACAUGCUCAACUUCAUGGACAAGACGAUCCUGUCGAGCGCAUCCGUCUUUGGUCUCCGCGAUGACACCAACCUGAAAGGCCAGAACUACAGCUGGGUCUCGAGUAUCUUCUACUUCGGCUACUUCGCCUGGACAUACCCGACGACGCUGCUCAUCGCCCGCCUCCCUGUCGCCAAGUACAUGACCGCCAACACCUUCUUCUGGGGCACCGUGGUGGCCGUGACCGCGGCCUGCCGUAACUACGGCGGUCUUCUCACCGUGCGGUUCCUCCUCGGCGUCGCGGAGAGCACCAUCACUCCCGCGUUCAUGUAUCUCACGUCCACGUGGUACACGCGCGACGAGAUCCCCACGCGCACGGGUAUCUGGUUUGCAGGAAAUUCUGUCGGUGGUCUUGUCGCCUCGCUGUUGGCGUUUGGUGUAGGCCACAUCUCUGAUAAGAUCGGACCGUGGCGUUGGAUGUACAUCAUCCUCGGCGUCUUGACCUUCGUCUGGGCUUUCGUGUUGUGGCUGUGGCUCCCCGACUCCAUCUCCACCGCCCGGUUCUUGAACCCUGAGGAGCGCCAGUACGCCGGCGACCGCGUUGUCAUUGCCGGCACCGGCCGCACGGAGAAGACACACUGGAACUGGGAUCAGAUGAAGGAGUGUCUGAUUGACCCCAAGACGUGGCUUAUCUUCGGCCUCGAGAUCGUCUCGCAGAUUCCCAACGGCGGCACGCAGAACUUCGCCAACCUCGUCAUCAAGUCAUUCGGCUUCACGAGUCUCCAGUCGACGCUCAUCAACAUCCCGUAUUCGCUUCUGUCCGCAGGCAUCAUUGCCGGUACCGGCUAUAUCGCCGGUCGCUUCCGCAAGAUGAACUGCAUUCUUAUCGCACUCAUUGUGCUGCCCUGCAUCACGGGAGCCGCCAUCAUCUACUCCCGCGAGCACGUUAGCAACGGCGUCACGCUCUUCGCCUACUUCCUCCUUUCUCCGGGCCCUGCUGCCAUGCCCCUCGCCAUGUCUCUCGUACAGGCCAACUACCGCGGCGUGACCAAGAAGAUGACCAUGUCGGCGCUGCUGUUCCUGGCGUACUGCGCGGGCAACAUCGCCGGGCCUCAGUUCUUCAAGACCAGCGAGGAGCCCCACUAUCAGACGGCUUUCCAGACCAUCAUGAUCUGCUACUCGCUUGUCGUCGUUCUCGCUGUUUGUCUGAGGGUUUACCUGCAGUGGAUGAACACCAAGAGGACCAAGGAGGAGGGAUUCGAAGGCAGCGCUGGAGGUGCUGGCGCCGUUGGUGGCGGAAAGGUGAUGCAGGCGGACGGAAACGCGAAUGAUGUGGCGAACAUGAUGGACCAAGUCGAGCUGAGGCCUGAGGAUUAUGAGGAUGUGACCGACUGGAAGACGGCCGGCUUCCGAUACAGGUUGUGA
Messenger RNA from Colletotrichum karsti, 1545 nucleotides. RefSeq names its product allantoate permease. Gene Ontology annotation, cellular component: plasma membrane. The record is from RefSeq and is a predicted model, not a curated record. The transcript has 2 exons. Gene Ontology annotation, molecular function: dipeptide transmembrane transporter activity; allantoate transmembrane transporter activity. Bases 1 to 1545 code for a protein of 514 amino acids. Gene Ontology annotation, biological process: allantoate transport; tripeptide transport; dipeptide transport. NCBI's taxonomy places the organism in Eukaryota, Fungi, Ascomycota, Sordariomycetes, Glomerellales, Glomerellaceae.